AUACCAGAGACAAAGGGAGCGAAGGCGAGGAUGAAAAUCCAAAUAAAUCCAGAUCCAGAGCCAAAAGGGGACCUCGGGUGGGAAGGGAAAAAAAAGGGAAAGGGGAAGAAAUCCCCGGAACAAAAACAGGGAACGUCUUCAAAUUUUGUGCCACUCGUUCCUCAUUCGCUCCCUAGGAAAGGUCGAGUCAGGUCAAGACAUUUUCCUAAGACAGCCAGCGAUGACGAACCCGAAACCAUGUUGGUCAACGCUUAUCCACUGGUCUUGGCGCGCGUGGUUCGGCGACCUUCUCCUGGUCCAAGCUUACCCAUCCCGCUGGCUCAGACAUUUCGAGCAGCGACUCAACCCUCCGUAAUCCUGUCAUUUGCCGUGUUUGCUGUCCCUACGUACCUGGUCGCCAUGGCUUUCCUUUUCCCGGGUCCGAUAUCUUCCCUCCCACCCCGUAUCUCUGGUCAUCAUACGAGUACCUUAUCCUCUGUGACCCGCUGAUGCUCAUUCGACCGAGUUGAGACCUCCCCGAGUCGCCUUGAACGGAAGAGAGACAGGACUGCUGCACUGUCCGGUUUUAUCCUAUAUGAUACCCUUCCUUACCUGACGCUCAACCGCCUUGCCAUCGUCAUCAAUUGUGGUACCGUUUCCAUCACCACCGUUGAUUGGGACCGUCUGUUUCUCCUCGGGCCUCUUUUGUUUUUUCUUUUGCUCCUAUUCUUGUCUUAUUUUCCAUUUUUAUUAAAUUCUGCUCGUAUCUUCGCUGCAUCCAGUUGUCUCGACUCGAUAAUCUUGGUACUAUUUCGUUGGCUUGCAUCUUGGGCACAAGAUCUCGUUCGGGAUCUACGACUUGCUGCACUUUGAUCUUGUCUUCAAUCGAGGUCGCCAUUUGUCGUCUCUGCGGUUUCGGUGGGGGGGGAGAGGUCUGCGAGGUUACGGGGUUCUCGUUCAUUUGCUAGAUACCCUUGUUUCACUUGACCGGCCCGGGGAACUGAAGUCUCUGCCCAUCGGCGAAGUUUGGAAUCGACCGCCAUCCACGGCGUCGGGGCCAUUUUAAUCCUUCGUCGGCGUCCUCGGGUCCCUCCCACCCCCCCGCCUUAAAAUCGUACACGACAACCGCCUUAACACUUUCUACCCUACCUACCACCUUACCACCUUACCACACUACCCCCCCACCGUUCUUCUCUACCCCUCCCUAGGCUAUAUUUGGUCACGAACCUUCUCUUCUCUUCUCUUCUAUAUAUAUAUAUAUAUCUUGUUGGAUUUCGGUUUUUAAUUUUUAAUUUUCAUCAUUCUCAUCAGCGUUGUUUUUACCCCUUUAAUCCUGUAGACCUUUGUUCCUGUUGUCACAGAUCAUCACUCACGAUACCCUUGCACUCUUCUCUUUUUCUCUAAAUUGUCCAAAUGGCGAAAACAAUGAUGGGUUGGUCGCUCCAUAAUUCUAACACAUGGUCGAAACCAUUAGCACCUCCACCGCCUCCAGCAGCAGGGGCUACAUGCUCAGCGUAUUCGAAGAGUGCCUCGCCUCAGGUGCACGCUUCUUCAUCCCCUGUUAGCCAGAAGUCGAGUGGCUCCGGAAACAACCCGUUGGAUACCAUUCGGGCACACUACCACGGCAGCACGGUAUUCCGCUCCCCACAGGAAUCCCAGACUAUAAUUCCGUUGACGGCGAACUUGAUGCAAUUGUAUUAUGCGUACUUUCACUCUGCGCAUCCACUAUGUCUCCCCCCUCAGUAUCUUGCCAAAACCCCGCCUCAGCACUUGACUAUCGUGUUGCCGGUGAUGCGCUUCAUUGCCUCGUUCUUUGCUACGACGGCUCCUACAGAGGCUUUCCGUGCGGAGGCUGAGGCGGCGUUAUUCUCGCCCACCUCUCCACCGCCGAAGAAUGGGUUCACUGUGCAAGCACUCACAUUGUUCGCCAUCGGUCUUCACAGUGAUAAUGACCAAGAGAGGUGUGCUGAGGUUAAGGACAAGGCUAUCGAGAUGGCCCUCGAUCUCAGAAUGAACCUGAGAGACUUCUCGGAGAGUUCCACGGAUAACACUGAGGGCGGGAAGGUGCUCGCCGAGUGCUGGAGGAGAACGUGGUGGGAGUUGUACUUUCUCGAUGGGCUCCUCGCUGGAUUCCAUCAGAAGGAUCACUUCAAGCUCUGGAGUGUGCCCUGCACGGUUCCUUUACCGUGUGAGGAGCCCGACUAUGGUCGCGGAGUAUGUGUUCCUCUGUUUAUGUUGAUAUCAAAAUAAGGGACUAACGAACUGCAGAUUAUCCCGGAGCCACACUCCCUCAAUCAAUUCGACGACCGCUACUUUGCCGCUGAGCAGACUGUCUUCAGCUCUUUUGCUUACCGCAUCGAUGCUGUCCGCAUCCUUGGCCAAGUCCUCGCCGUGGGACAAGACAGCAAUCCUGAAAACCAGAUGGCCGACGCAGCCGAUGCGUCGCUCGUAAACUGGGGUCUCCACCUCCCGGAUUGCAAGAAGGAGCUCGUCGGGAAGGACCGUCGCAUAGACGAGAUGCUCUUCCAGGCACACAUGGUGAUCAACGCAUCGACGAUCUACCUCCACAGACCAAAGUCCUCCUUGGCCUCCUCCGUCGUGCCGGACAACACCAGUUGCACACCGGAGACCAAGUACUCCACGGCGACGAAGCCCAUCGCCCUGCACACGGCGAAGGCCCUGCAGGCCGCCAACACCAUCUCGAAGCUCAUCACCCUUCCGUGUCCGCUCAUCAAGCACACCCCCUUCUUCACCUGCGUUAUUACCCUCGCUGCCAUCGUGCAUUUAUCCGCUUGCUCCUGGCUCCUCCACGGCGACGAGGGCUUCCUCGCAAAAGAGCGCAUCCGCCUCGGCGUCGGUGCCUUGAAGACACUAGAGGAAGUGUGGAACGUUGCUGGAUGUGUGCUCAUGCAAGUCAAAGGCGUUGCCAGGGAGGUCUUUUCCCUCCAGGUACCUGAGGGCGAACGGUUUACAGGGAUCAUCACCGAGGAGGAAGUCAACAGGUAUAUCGAAGAGGAGAGAACGCUGGAGAUUAUCGGCGGGGACGCGGACUACCACGGCUUGCCGUCGUUGGAUUGGAACGGGGAGUUGUAGUUUCCCACCUUGCGAGGGAAACGGGUUUGUCUGGCUUUUGUUGGAAAUGGUUUGGGCGUUCUAUAUUUUUUAUGUAUAUUCAUUCAUGUAUUGUGAUUGUCGUGCUUUUUUAUUUUAUGUUUUAUCCCAUUACUUUGACCUUUUUCACCCGUCUAUUCUGUUUAGUUUGGACGAGAUGGGAGUAUAAGUUUUCCCUUUCACAGCCGGCCCAGCCUAGUCCUGUUUAGUUUUAACAGCGUGUAGUUACAUUUGCUCUAAUCGCUGAGUUUUGAUGUGGAAUUUGAAGGAUUUUUUUUAAUUUUUUUUACAAUCUAUUUUACCCAUGCCUAUCGUGAUAUAUUGGUUGUGUUACCGCGUCGGGGUUCGCGAAUUGUGAAUGAGUUCAAGGCUUAUGAGCAGUAAUCGCCGUGAUGCACACUCACGGCCCCAGAAGCCGAAUGCGGAGGUCGCUAAGAAUCACCCGUUCGAGGGGAUGUAAAUGGGGGGUCGGUGCAUUGGGUGUCACUCGUGAUGAGUUCGGGUGGUGGGGGUGGUAUUAUCCGUUCUUUAGGGCGUAUUACAGGACAACCACUGUAUCGUAUCAAUGACGAAAGUGAGCCAGCUGAUAAAUCCGUGUUUUAUAAAUAUCCGAAGGUGAAAGCCCACCAGCCGCAUACCGUACGUGGCA
This is a messenger RNA of Tuber aestivum (summer truffle), 3739 nucleotides long. NCBI's taxonomy places the organism in Eukaryota, Fungi, Ascomycota, Pezizomycetes, Pezizales, Tuberaceae. The record is from the annotation of a GenBank genome assembly.